GAAGUCAAUUGUUACUUGCUGUUCCAUUGCCUAGCAUGGCUAAAGUGUUUUCUUUGCUGCUUCAAGAAGAAAGUCAACGGCAAUUGACCAACUUCACAAGUAAUGACACACAUGCUUUGUUGGCCAAGCAUUAUACUCAGUCCAAUCAGAAUACUCAGUCCAAGUUCAUCAAAGACAAGCUGAAGAAAUCCUCACUGCAUUGUACUCACUGUGGUUAUAAUGGUCAUACAAUUGACAAGUGCUUUCAAUUGCAUGGCUAUCCUCCUGGAUGGACUGGACCUAAGGGAAAAAGAAAUCUUCCUUCUGCACAUGCAGCCAUUUCAACUGAAGAGGUCUUUAUUAAAAACAGUAAUGAGAGCCAAAGGUUUAGUCUAACUGCUGAAGAAUUCAAUAAACUCAUAGCACUUGCCAAUUCGAGUUCAAAUACUCAGAACAUUGAUACAUCCACAGCAGCAGUAAAUCUAGCCACCACUCAAUUUUCUGGACCAAUCAAUGAAGAAGAUGAUUGGGAUUGCCUAUGAGAAACAAGGCCUUUAUUACCUACCUCAAGCUUCUUCAAAAGCUAAUUCUUGUCAGCACAA
Molecule: messenger RNA, 581 nt
Organism: Carya illinoinensis
Lineage: Eukaryota; Viridiplantae; Streptophyta; Magnoliopsida; Fagales; Juglandaceae
Exons: 2
Coding region: 36-521 (161 amino acids)
Source: RefSeq, a predicted model, not a curated record